AUGCUCUCGCUCGCCUCCGCCCCGCGCGCGCGCGCCGCGCUGCUCGCCGCGUCGCACGGCCGACGCCCGACGCUGCGCGUGCCUCCCCAUGUGAUCCGCGUGCUGUCGACGCGUCCGACGGCCGAAGUGGCCGCGGCCACGAGCUCCAAGGCGGCGGCCACCGCUGCAAUUGACGCGGCCGACGUGGCGCCGCUGGCCAACGCGGCGGCGGACAUGACGCUCAAGGAGCGCCUCGCGAUCUACAGUCAGCUGGGCAAGGCGCGCCUCAGCGCGCUGGUGGUCAUGACCACGGGCGCGGGCUUCCUCAUGGCCGGCGGACCAAUCUCCUGGAGCACCUUCGCCGCCGCCACGGUGGGCACGUCGCUGGCCGCGGCGUCGGCCAACACCUUCAACCAGUGCUGGGAGGUGGAGCUGGACGCCAAGAUGCAGCGCACGCACCGCCGCCCGCUGCCGUCGGGCCGCAUCUCGCGGCCGCACGCGCUGGCCUUUGGAGCUGCGACGGCCACGGCCAGCACGGCCAUCCUGGCUGCGGGUUGCAGUCCGUUGGUGGCAUCGCUCGGCGCGCUCAACAUCGGUCUCUACUCGCUCGUCUACACGCCGAUGAAGAUGAAGAGCGAGUUCAACACGUGGGUGGGCUCCGUGGUUGGAGCCAUCCCACCCGUUAUGGGCUGGGCUGCUGCCACGGGCACGAUUAUGGCGCCCGAAGCUGCACUGCACGCGUACCUGAUGUACUGCUGGCAGAUGCCGCACUUCUUCGCGCUGAGCUGGCGGUCCCGCAAGGACUACGGCCGCGGCGGGUACAAGAUGGUGGCGUGCAACGACCCCACGGGAUCUCGGAGUGCUGCGCUGGCGCUGCGCUACUCGUACUACAUGGGCGCGAUCCCGAUUGUGGCCGCGCUCACGGACGCCACGAGCUACAUGUUCGCGGUCGAAGGAACGGUGGUGAACGCGUACACCAUUUACCUGGCGCACAAGUUCUACGCGAAGCCCAGCAACGCCUCCGCGCAGAAGGUCUUCUUGGCGUCGCUGUGGUACCUGCCUGUCAUUAUGGGCUGCAUGGUACUGCACAGCCAGCAGUGGAUGGACGAAGAGGAGGUUGAAGCCAAGAAGGAGGCGAACGUUUGGCGCGAGGCAUUUUUGGGCGAGGUGGAGAACUUCCAGUCGACGGACCCCUCGGCAACUAUCGACGAGAGCUCCAUGUCUGCGUGGCUAGUGUCCAAGGUGCGCGCGGUUCGCCAUAGCCUUCGGGAUAUCUGCAUCCACGAGAGUCUGUGGGGAGUGAAGGACGGCCAGCACCACGCUGAUGAGUCGAACGUGUUGUGCCCGGUGCACGUUGGCCACCAGGCCAAGGAGACCGUGGCCAUCACCGCACAAGCUUCCCGGAAGGACUUGUAGACUUGUCCGUAUUGAAGAACUAUGUGUAAAGAGCAGCAACAAAAAGGCAGAUAGCGGCAGGCAUCAUACAGACUGUCGGCAGCACCAGAUAACAAGAAAAGCGUUGGCACGGGCGCAAAAAGCGCCCAGGCUUGAUUCAGUCU
Molecule: messenger RNA, 1538 nt
Organism: Phytophthora sojae
Lineage: Eukaryota; Oomycota; Peronosporomycetes; Peronosporales; Peronosporaceae
Exons: 1
Coding region: 1-1395 (464 amino acids)
Biological process (GO): heme biosynthetic process
Cellular component (GO): mitochondrion; membrane
Molecular function (GO): protoheme IX farnesyltransferase activity
Source: RefSeq, a predicted model, not a curated record